CACGCGUUAUUUUUACCGACUCGAUGUAAUUUCCUAGAGAAGUGCGAUGUAAUGGGUUCGUCUUGGUAUUUUGACGAGACAGAAAUUAGCUCAGAUGACCCAGGGCAUUCGUCACCAGACAGCCUUUCUUUCAAUGGAAGGCUCUUUAAUUAUCCAGUUGGUUCUAUGUCCAACCUUGCAGCAAAGGGUAUUGUUUAUGUUGACUCAGACCCAGAGGAAGUUGAUGAUCUUGAUGUUCCAGAUAGCACUUGUGGAGAUCAUGGAAUAUUGGUUGAGAGCGAUCCACAAAAUACAACAUUUCAGAUAGUUAACACCAGGAUACAUGAUGAAAACAAGCAUGUGAUUUAUUGUGUGAUGGUUUUGAGACAGGAUUUGGGCAUAGACAGAGACAAAGUCAUGGUAGAAAGACGAUACUCUGACUUUGCUACUCUUUACAAAACACUCAGGAAAGACCUCUCCUCUCUGUUCAAAGACAUUGGUGUCAAUUUUCCUGGAAAAGUGAUGGGACAAAAGAAUAAUCUCAACCCUGAAUUAAUUGAAUCCAGGCGCAUGGCUCUUCAAGAUUUCCUACAGAUUAUUUUCAAACACAAGGAAGUACGGCAACAACAAGCUUUCAAAGAAUUCUUUUACCUGCCAGGAUUGAGAGAGGCAACAGACAGUCUUAAGGCAGGUGAAUUUGAAAAUUGCCUUGAGUUGCUGUUAAACAGUGUUCAUCUUCAAGUUAAGCUGUGUGAUAAAGUGGGAGAGACUGUUGCUACUUUUGGGGCAAUUGUUGCUGUACUUGAGGCUCUAGGUAAACUGAAAGAUGCUGAACGCUAUGCAAAAGCAGCACUAGACUUGAACCAUGAUGAUUAUCUAAGCCCUUACAUGAUCCCCUUGCUGGACACAGUGGCAAAAUUAGGAAGGAAGUUGGACAUGAACACAAAAACCAUAGAGAGACAAUUAAGUGAAGUUCAAAUAAUGAAUGGAGUGGAGGUUGAAGAUACUUUAACACUGCGAGAACUUGCUGUUAAAAGAUUCGAAAAAGUCAAGUGAUCCACAUAAUGUUCAAAGUGUUGCUUAGAUUGUGUAGUCUGAUUGUCUGGGUGAAAGAAGUUCUGAGAAGGACUGUUGUCAUUAGAAGUGGCUGAUGUUUCAACUUCUGUAUCAGAAGUCAUUAUCAGAGUCAAGAAGGGAGAUGUUUUCAAUUGAAUGUUGUUGACAUCUGUUAAGGGGGUUUUGUUUUAAGUUGACACACCAGCCACUCAACAGAUGUUGACAACUACCUGCACAAUGCAAAUGAUUUAUUCAGGACUAUUGGGCUGGUUAUUCAUAUGAGGUCCAACCCAUACCAUGGUUUUUAUGUAAGCAGUGGGCCUAAGGGAUUCUCUAUAAGAGGGCUGAGUUAAUUAUUAAAUAAAUGUUGUUCCACUUGUAGCCUUCAGUCUUGACACCAUUCACAAAAAUACAUGCUCAGAUAAAAGGUUCGGUCUAAUAACUCAGUUUUGUUAAACAACGGUUCUUAACUUUGUUUAAGUAACCAGCUUUUAUUCAACAAAUGUCAGUCACUAAAUCUGACAAUAGUCCUUCUUAAGACUAUCAUUGCCCAGAAGAUCAGACCACACAUUCAAAUGUUACUCCUGGGUUCAAAGCAUUAAUUGUAAAAUGUAGCGUAAUUUCUCUUUUCAGUAACAUGCAAAGUCUGCAGUUCUAAAGCACUUCACACAAAUUGUCUUGUUUGCUGCAGUCAACGUAGUAGCAUGGCAAGACCUCUGGCAAUUGAUAUGUACUGUUAAUGACUUAUUGAAAAAAAACAGUAAUAAGUAAUUAGUGAAUCAUUUGUAGUGUAAGUAAUUAUCACAGAUACAAAUUACAGGAUUUAUGUUCUUCUGAAAUUCUUUUUCAGAUCUAGAUCUUACAAAAAAGGGAAGGCAACUUGAGUGUGUACAGUUUUUGUUAAAGGUGACCUGUAUUGUUGGCCAAGAAUACAGGAUCUUUCAUCUUUUUAGUGAUCGCAGAUCAUGAUGCAAUUUCUUUAAAAUGUCAGAGCUUACUUUACUUUCACAUAGCAUUUCAGUUUUGGCAGUAUAUUUCCCAGGAUUGGCAAUGGCUUGAUAAUAUUUAAAAUUAUUAAGAUGUAAUAUAAUGUUUAACAAUAUUUAUUGUCUGUGACAAAAAAUGUGCACGUAGCAAUUAAUAUAUAAAAUAUUUCAUAUUGGACCUGUUGAUGAUAACGAUCCACAGGCUUAGUGCAUUUCUAAGCUUUGAAAAAAAACCUGACUUUUGCUUUCAGGCUUUCAUUUCACUCUGUCUUGAGUGACAACAUAAGUCUGCAAAGAUUACAUUUUCACUGACAACACAUAUCUUGCAUCAGUCAUACUGAUGAGGCAUUCUUUUUAUUCACCUCAGGGGAAUUAAUGAUUCACUGAUGACAGUGGAAUACAUGAUUAGUCACCUCACUAGAGAAUUAGUAGAUGCAUUAUUUAAUGUUGAAAAUGCAGGUGGCAGGGUAAAUAAAUAUUUUGAAAUGUG
Molecule: messenger RNA, 2511 nt
Organism: Pocillopora damicornis (cauliflower coral)
Lineage: Eukaryota; Metazoa; Cnidaria; Anthozoa; Scleractinia; Pocilloporidae
Product: sorting nexin-20
Biological process (GO): protein transport
Cellular component (GO): early endosome membrane
Molecular function (GO): phosphatidylinositol phosphate binding
Source: RefSeq, a predicted model, not a curated record